This is a messenger RNA of Trichechus manatus latirostris (Florida manatee), 717 nucleotides long. RefSeq names its product complement C1q like 4 (gene C1QL4). The record is from RefSeq and is a predicted model, not a curated record. The transcript is spliced from 2 exons. Gene Ontology annotation, molecular function: protein binding. Lineage: Eukaryota; Metazoa; Chordata; Mammalia; Sirenia; Trichechidae. The coding region runs from base 1 to 717 and encodes 238 amino acids.
AUGGUGCUGCUGCUGCUGGUGGCCAUCCCGCUGCUCGUGCACAGCUCCCGCGGGCCGGCGCACUACGAGAUGCUGGGUCGCUGUCGUAUGGUGUGCGACCCGCACGGGCCCGGAGGCCCGGGCCCCGACGGCGCGCCCUCCUCUGUGCCCCCCUUCCUGCCUGGCGCCAAGGGAGAGGUGGGGCGGCGCGGGAAGGCAGGCCUGCGGGGGCCCCCGGGACCGCCAGGUCCCAGAGGGCCCCCAGGAGAGCCCGGCAGGCCAGGACCACCGGGCCCUCCGGGCCCGGGCCCAGGCGGAGUGGCGCCUCCUGCAGGCUACGUGCCUCGCAUUGCCUUCUACGCGGGCCUGCGGCGGCCUCACGAAGGUUACGAGGUGCUGCGCUUCGACGACGUAGUCACCAACGUGGGCAAUGCUUACGAGGCGGCCAGCGGCAAGUUCACCUGCCCGAUACCCGGCGUCUACUUCUUCACCUACCACGUGCUCAUGCGCGGCGGAGAUGGCACCAGCAUGUGGGCCGAUCUGAUGAAGAACGGACAGGUCCGGGCCAGCGCCAUUGCCCAGGACGCCGACCAGAACUAUGACUACGCCAGCAACAGUGUCAUUCUGCACCUGGAUGUAGGUGACGAGGUCUUCAUCAAGCUGGACGGCGGGAAGGUGCACGGCGGCAACACCAACAAGUACAGCACCUUCUCUGGCUUCAUCAUCUACCCGGACUGA